This is a messenger RNA of Tinamus guttatus (white-throated tinamou), 2336 nucleotides long. The record is from RefSeq and is a predicted model, not a curated record. Lineage: Eukaryota; Metazoa; Chordata; Aves; Tinamiformes; Tinamidae.
AUGGCGGAGGGGGAAGAGGCGGCGCCGCCAUCGCGCAGCUGUCUUGCAGAAGCUCCAGAAGAAGGAGGCUGUGAUCUUGAAACUGUGAGAAACAUCAUUCAAGGAAGGCAAUUGCCUGCUGAUCUGAGGGCCAAAGUCUGGAAGAUUGCACUUAAUGUUGUAGGAAAGGGGGACAGCCUGGCAUCCUGGGAUGGAUGUUUAGACUUACCAGAACAGAGCAUAAUUCAUAAGGACUGCCAAGAGCUCAUUGACCAAUUAUCAGUGCCAGAAGAGGAGAAGUCAGUAUUACUUUUGGAUAUUGAGUCUGUUAUUACUUUUUAUUGUAAAUCACGCAAUGUUAAAUACAGCUCCUUCCUCGGCUGGAUACAUCUACUCAAACCUUUGGUGCACCUUCAGUUGCCUCGCAGUGAUUUGUACAACUGCUUUUAUGCUAUCAUGAAUAAGUUCAUUCCAAGGGAUUGUUUCCUGAAGGGAAGACCAUUCCAUCUAUUUAGGCUGCUGCUUCAGUACCAUGAGCCUGAACUCUGCUCCUUUCUUGAUACUAAGAAGAUGACGCCAGACUCAUAUGCACUCAACUGGCUUGGAAGCCUUUUUUCAUAUUACUGUUCAGCUGAAGUCACUCAGGCAAUAUGGGAUGGAUAUCUACAGCAAGCAGAUCCAUUCUUUAUUUAUUUCUUAAUGUUAAUCAUCCUUGUCAAUGCAAAGGAUGUUAUCUUAGCACAAGAAACCGAUAAAGAAGAAAUGAUAAAAUUCCUAGAAACGUCACCAGCUAAUCUCGAUAUAGAGGAUAUAGAAGAUCUCUUCUCUUUGGCACAAUAUUAUUGUAGCAAAACUCCAGCUUCUUUCAGGAAGGACAACCACACUCUUUUUGGCAGCAGCCUGCUGGGCCUCAAAGAUGAUGACACUGAUUUGAGCCAGGCUCUCUGUCUAGCAAUUUCUGUGUCUGAGAUUCUUCAAGCAAAUCAGCAACAAGGAGAAGGAGUAAGGUUCUUUGUAGUGGAUUGUCGCCCUGCAGAGCAGUACAACGCUGGCCAUUUAUCAACGGCAUUUCAUCUAGACUCAGACUUGAUGCUUCAAAACCCAUCAGAGUUUGCACAGUCUGUAAAAUCCCUCCUAGAAGCACAAAAGCAAUCUAUCGAGUCAGGCUCCAUAGCUGGUGGGGAGCAUCUCUGCUUCAUGGGCAGUGGCAGGGAAGAGGAAGACAUGUAUAUGAACAUGGUGUUAGCACACUUCUUACAGAAAAAUAAAGAGUAUGUAAGCAUUGCCAAAGGAGGAUUUAUGGCUCUCCAGCAGCACUUAGCAGAUAUCAAUGUGGAAGGACCAGAAAAUGGAUAUGGACAUUGGAUUGCCAGUACCUCAGGCUCAAGAAGUAGUAUCAACUCUUCUGUCGAUGGUGAUUCUCCUAAUGGUUCAGGUGAUGGAAAAGGAGUCAAGUCCUUGGUGAAUAAAAUGACGGUUGCUUUGAAGACUAAAUCUGUGAAUGUGAAAGAAAAAGUUAUUAGUUUUAUUGAAAAUACAUCUACACCCGUGGACAGAAUACCUUUCAAUAUUCCCUGGCCAGAGCGAGCAAGCCUGGAGCGACACAUCAGCAGCAGUGACAGAGUAGGAAAGCCCUACCGGGGUGUGAAGCCAGUGUUCAGCAUUGGAGAUGAAGAAGAAUAUGAUACGGAUGAAAUUGACAGCUCCUCAAUGUCAGAUGAUGAUCGAAAAGAGGUUGUCAACAUCCAAACAUGGAUAAAUAAGCCUGAUGUGAAGUAUAACUUCCCUUGUAAUGAAGUAAAAGAAAGUGGACAUAUGUUUCCCAGUCACCUCCUUGUAACUGCAACCCACAUGUACUGCUUGAGGGAGAUACCGUCGCGGAAGGGAUUGGCUUACAUACAGUCUCGCCAAGCACUUAACUCCGUAGUCAAAAUCACAUCCAAGAAGAAACAUCCAGAACUGAUCACCUUUAAAUAUGGAAAUAGCAAUACUUCAGGCAUAGAAAUUUUGGCAGUUGAAAGGUAUUUGAUUCCAAAUGCAGGUGAUGCUACCAAAGCCAUAAAACAACAGAUCAUGAAAGUGUUGGAUGCCUUGGAAAGUUAAUAACUAAAGACUUUUCAGAGAACAGUUUGUAAAGAAGGAGCAACCAAGAUACUGUAUAUGGACACAGGCUCACAGCUUCCCAACUGAAUACUAACUUACGAGAAUUUUUCUGUUUGCUGAUGGCAGUGCCUGAGUAGCAGGCUUAAGAUAGGGUAAAUUAUUAUCAAUUUCUAAGCAGUUUUUUAAUUUUUCUUUUUGAUUAAUAUUUUCUGGUUCUGCAGAAAUGUUUAUUAUAAAGGUCAGUUUGUUUCAUU